GUUGAUUAUAGCUUGCCUUUUUACCUAUAUCGUCAGUGUUUCCCGACUCCAGUUCAACAAAGUUUAAAAAGUUCAGCAGAGUUUAAAGGAGGAGUUUUGUGUGCAUGCGUAUCAGUUCUCUGUCUGCAUUAAAUAGCAGGUUUGAGACGGGCCGUCCAGCAGAUCAGUAACCAUGUUGCCCGCACUUGUUCUGUUGUGUCUGGGAGCCUUUCUUCUGUACUUGCAGUUUAGAAUUCGAAGACCCAAAAACUUCCCCCCUGGACCCACUCCUGUUCCAUUUUUUGGAAAUUUGCUUCAACUGGACCGCACAAACCCGUUAAAGGACUUUGACAAGUUUGCUCAGCGCUAUGGGUCAAUCUACGGGCUGUUCAUUGGUAGCCAGCCAGCAGUGGUGUUGACAGGUCAGAAGAUGAUCAGGGAGGCACUGAUCACAAAAGCGGUAGAAUUUGCUGGCAGAUCAGACAACAUGAUGGUCAGUCAUGUAACACAAAGCAAAGGGGUGAUCAUGGCAGAUUAUGGAGAAAGUUGGAGGGAGCAUCGACGCUUUGCUCUGUCCACACUGAGGAACUUUGGCCUUGGAAAGAGAAGUAUGGAGCAGAGGAUUCUAGAGGAGGUCAAAUAUAUCUGCUCACAUUUGAAGGAAUCUGCUGGAAAGUCAAUUGACCCUGAACAUCUGUACCACCAAGCUGCUUCAAACAUCAUUGCCUCAAUCAUUUUUGGGUCACGUUUCAAUCAUCAGGAUGAAUAUUUCCAGACAUUGAUCAUAAGCAUCGAAAAACUUACUAAGAUUGUCAUUGGACAAUGGGCAAUGCUCUACGAAAUAGCCCCAGUGUUAAGGAUUUUUCCACUGCCAUUCUGCAAGGCUUUUCAGUAUUAUGGAGAAAUUAAAAAUCACAUUCUUAAAGUUGUGGAUGAGCACAAGAAGUCACGUGUUACUGGGGAGCCCAGAGACCUGAUUGACUGUUACCUGGAGGAGAUAGAGAAAAGAGCAGAUCAAUGCACCACAUUUGACGACUCACAGAUGGCCACUUUGCUGUUUGACCUGUUUGCGGCUGGAACUGAAACAACCUCUAACACACUCCGCACUUUAACGCUCUAUUUGAUGACUCACACUCAUAUACAGGAACAAUGUCAGCGGGAGAUUGAUGAAGUCCUUGGUGAUCGUGAACAUGUCACAUUUGAGGACAGAAACGCCAUGCCUUACAUUCAAGCAGUGAUUCAUGAGGGUCAGCGUGUUGGUGACAUUGUUCCUCUUAGUAUGUUUCACACCGCUACAACCAACGCUCAGCUCCGGGGCUACAACGUCCCAAAGGGGACAAUUAUCAUCCCCUAUCUGUCAUCUGCUCUCAGAGAGGAAAGUCAGUGGAAGUUUCCCCAUGAAUUCAACCCUCAAAACUUCUUGAAUGAUAAGGGGGAAUUUGUGAAGCCUGAUGCAUUCAUGCCUUUCUCUGCAGGAUCUCGUGUGUGUUUAGGAGAAAAUCUAGCUCGCAUGGAGCUCUUCCUCAUCCUGGUCACGGUGCUGCGGCGAUUCUGUCUGGUCUGGCCGGAGGACGCAGGAGAACCGGACUUCAAACUUAUAUAUGGUGGGACACAGUCAGUGAAACCUUACCGUCUGACUGUACAACUACGUACACCUGGGCAGACUUGUAAAUCUGUUAACUGAACAUACGUUGCCCUUCAGUGACAACAUCCCCCAAAAGUGGGUUAUGUCACACCUCACUUUUCAGCAAAAGUGAAACAAUUACGACACGCAAGACAUUAAAUGUGUAAGUAAAUUAAGUUGUAUAAAAUUACAACCAAUAACACACUUGAAAACUCACAGAGAAAAUUGUGAAAAAUACCUUUGCCCUAAUAUGUUAAACUCAGUGUGGUUUUAUUGUGUUUGCUUAUUUACUCAACAUCUACAGCAAAAUAAGUUAUAAUUUUAACUGUUUAAAACCAACAUACAAAAUUACUGCCAAGAAAUCUAAUUACAGACUUUGCAGCUUUUGUGCCAACUAGCCCCAGUCUCUUAUAUGCAUUAAAUGUGUUAAUGGUGAAACUUUGAUUACAACAAUUGGAAGCUUUAUGGUAUUGUUUAUCUUUUAACAAUUAUUUACAACCAUUCAGCAGAAUUACUGUGCAAUCAUGAGACUUCCAGUGGUCGUGUUUUAAUCAUUUAUUGUUAUUUGUUUUUAAUCCACUUAAAUAUAUAAUUAAAAUU
Messenger RNA from Sinocyclocheilus rhinocerous, 2203 nucleotides. Its product is annotated as cytochrome P450 2F2-like. Bases 173 to 1663 code for a protein of 496 amino acids. Gene Ontology annotation, biological process: xenobiotic metabolic process. NCBI's taxonomy places the organism in Eukaryota, Metazoa, Chordata, Actinopteri, Cypriniformes, Cyprinidae. The record is from RefSeq and is a predicted model, not a curated record. Gene Ontology annotation, cellular component: intracellular membrane-bounded organelle; cytoplasm. Gene Ontology annotation, molecular function: iron ion binding; oxidoreductase activity, acting on paired donors, with incorporation or reduction of molecular oxygen, reduced flavin or flavoprotein as one donor, and incorporation of one atom of oxygen; heme binding. The transcript has 9 exons.